AUGGGAGCCAAGGUGUGCAGUGAGCUUAGCGGGCGCGAUGGCCCUGUCGAAGCUCCCUUAGUCCACUCCCACGCACCGAAUCCACCAAAUUGGUCCUAUGCGCCGAAUCCACCAAAUUGGUCCCAUGCGACGAAUCCCCCAGCCCACGCUCAUCCAAACCCGCAGUUUGAGAUGCCUGGGGCAUGGCCCUCCUACCCAAGUCGGCCCCCCAACCCGGCCCUCCCUGUGGUAGCCCGCACCGUGCCACCUCCAAACCACUGGGGCGGGACGGCUACGGCUCCACCUGCCACGUCCGCGGUGCUGCUGCGGCAAGCUGACGGCCACGCAGAGGUCCGAGUUUUCGCUCAACCUGCAGCUGGGGCAGUGGUGAGUGUCAUCCCCAGCGGCAGCCAUGGCGAAGCGCUCGCCUGGCAGGGUCAAUUUGUGCAGGUGCGGUGGGGCCGGGUUUGUGGCUGGGUGGGUGCCAAGAAUGUGGUGAUGGGCGCUUCCACAGUUGGCAGCCAGAGCGCUGCAGCAUCUCCAGCUUCAAGCCACUCAAGCCCCUCCAGGCUGAACGUGAGUCAUCCGAGCCCUGGCCAGCCUGGCCCAGAUGGGCUCAGCUUCGCCUCCCCGCAAGCGGGGUGUCUGCCGCGCCGGUCUGACGGCUUCGACUGGAUUCGCAAGGCCAACGCUGAGGAAGACCGCCAGCUGCGCCGCGCCGGAGCUGAGCAGACGCUGGCGGCCGUGCAGGCGGGGGGCUAUGCCCUGGAUGGCCGUCGGGUGGCGCUCAGUGCCGUUGGCGCCGUGCGGCUCGUUGUGCAGCCGGGCCCUUUGAGACAAGGAAGCUGCAGCACCACCUUCUUCCGGCACCCGCCGGGCGCUUUGAUGGAUGUCGCCUCCUCCAGAGCUGCAGCGGGCGUUUCUGUGGCGGCGGUGAACGCCGCCUCGGCCUACCACUCCGGGGGCGGCUUCCUCACUGGAGGGCGCCACGCGCUGGAGGAGUCCAUUUGCAUGCGCUCCACGCUGUUCCAAGGGCUGCGGCGCGCAGAGGCCAUGGCGAAAUCGCAGCAGAUUGCGGCAAGCGCCUACUGCACGCCGCCCUGCAGCAGAUCUGGGGAGCCUUGGACUUGCCACAUCCCUGAGAGGGGCUGCGUGGUGGUGUCCUCUGUGGAGAUGUUUCGAGGCUCCACGGAUACUGGGUACCCCUUCCUCCCCAAGGCGGCUACCAUGGGCGUGGUCAGCGUGGCAAUGCCCAACCGCAACCCGCAGGUGCGAGAUGCGCCGCUGGAUGCCCCGCAGGACACGGGCGACUACUGCGCUUUGGUGCAGCAGAAGUUGGACUCGCUGCUGCAGGCGUGCCACGACCUGGCGCGCGAAGGUGCUCUGGUGGUGCCGGACAUGGGCUGCGGCGCCUACGGCAACGAUCCUCGGGAGGCGAUCGGGAGUCCAGCGCCCUGUUUUCCCCUUGAAGGGGGGUUCCAUGGGGUUCCUUUGAAAUCAGCUACCCCAAGAAUGUGUCUUGUCUCCCAUGUCCGCUUAAAGGAUGCAUUUGUGGCGGUCUUUGAGGGCUUCCUUUUGUUGGUUGUUUUAGAGAGAAGGUUCCCUGGAGACAAACCCAUUUGGCCAUUCAAACAAUCACCCAAAUACCAGCUGAUUGAUGGGAUCCAACUCCUUGUAAAGCAGGUGGUUUUUGGAUGCAUCCUUUCAGGAACUGUCAAAGUUGUUGUAUUUUGA
Messenger RNA from Effrenium voratum, 1713 nucleotides. NCBI's taxonomy places the organism in Eukaryota, Dinophyceae, Suessiales, Symbiodiniaceae. The record is from the annotation of a GenBank genome assembly.